Messenger RNA from Cinclus cinclus, 2833 nucleotides. It is a transcript of the gene EFR3A, whose product is annotated as EFR3 homolog A. The transcript is spliced from 23 exons. The coding region runs from base 109 to 2463 and encodes 784 amino acids. NCBI's taxonomy places the organism in Eukaryota, Metazoa, Chordata, Aves, Passeriformes, Cinclidae. The record is from RefSeq and is a predicted model, not a curated record. Gene Ontology annotation, biological process: protein localization to plasma membrane. Gene Ontology annotation, cellular component: plasma membrane.
CUCUCUGCAGGAGUUUGCUGCUGCUGUGCUGCGCUGCGACCUCGCUACAAGCGUCUGGUAGACAACAUAUUUCCUGAAGAUCCAAAAGAUGGUCUUGUUAAAGCUGACAUGGAGAAACUGACUUUCUAUGCAGUUUCUGCACCAGAGAAGCUGGAUCGAAUUGGGGCUUACCUGGCAGAGAGACUGACCAGGGAUGUGGUCAGACAUCGCUAUGGUUAUGUUUUAAUUGCCAUGGAGGCACUGGACCAACUUCUAAUGGCUUGCCAUUCUCAAAGCAUAAAACCAUUUGUGGAAAGUUUCCUUCACAUGGUGGCCAAGCUUCUGGAAUCAGGCGAACCAAAGCUGCAAGUCCUUGGGACUAAUUCUUUUGUCAAAUUUGCCAACAUUGAAGAAGACACACCUUCGUAUCACAGACGCUACGAUUUCUUUGUGUCCAGGUUCAGUGCCAUGUGCCAUUCCUGUGACCCUGAUCCAGAAAUACAAAAUGAGAUCCGAAUUGCUGGAAUCAGGGGCAUUCAGGGAGUGGUUCGAAAAACAGUUAAUGAUGAGCUUCGAGCAACUAUAUGGGAACCUCAGCACAUGGACAAGAUAGUGCCAUCAUUGCUAUUCAACAUGCAGAAAAUAGAAGAUAUUGACAGCAGAAUAGGCCCCCCAUCCUCUCCUACAGCAGGAGUGAAAGAAGAAAAUCCUUCUGUGCUGGCUGAGAAUUGUUUCAGGGAACUACUGGGACGAGCAACCUAUGGAAAUAUGAAUAAUGCUGUCAGACCAGUUUUUGCGCAUUUAGACCAUCACAGACUAUGGGAUCCUAAUGAAUUUGCUGUUUCCUGCUUUAAAAUUAUCAUGUAUUCUAUACAGGCACAAUAUUCCCAUCAUGUAAUACAAGAAAUCCUUGGACACCUUGAUGUCCGCAAAAGGGAUUCACCACGAGUUCGUGCUGGCAUUAUUCAGGUUCUUCUGGAGGCAGUUGCAAUAGCAGCUAAAGGAUCAAUAGGCCCAACAGUUCUGGAGGUUUUUAAUACCUUGUUGAAGCACCUGCGCAUCAGUGUUGACUUUGAGCUGAGUGACAGGCACAGUUCAGCAGAAAGUGUCACUUUAAGCACAAGCUCCAAGGAGAAUGAUGAGAGGAUUGUCCAGAAUGCAAUUAUUCAAACAAUUGGAUUUUUUGGAAGCAAUCUCCCAGAUUACCAGAGAUCAGAGAUUAUGAUGUUCAUUAUGAGCAAAGUACCUGUUUUGGGGACAACUUCACAGUCAUUGGAUCCCAGUAACCUUGGAGAUUUGGGAACCAGGAGGAUUCAAAUCAUGUUAUUGAGAUCUUUACUUAUGGUGACUUCAGGAUACAAAGCCACAACAAUAAGUAAUGCACUUCCUCCCCCCUUUCUGGACCCAUUGCUGUCUCCUUCACUCAUGGAAGACUCUGAGCUGAGGCAGCUGGUCCUGGAAAUCCUGCACAACCUCAUUGAUCGGCACGACAACAGAGCCAAGCUGAGAGGGAUAAGAAUAAUUCCAGAUGUUUCUGAUCUAAAGAUAAAACGAGACAAGAUUUCAAGGCAAGACGUGAGCUUCAUGAAAAAGCAUGGUCAGCAGUUGUACAGACACAUAUAUUUAGGCUGCAAAGAAGAAGACAAUGUCCAAAAAAACUUUGAACUACUGUUUACAUCUCUAGCUCUUACCACAAUUGAGCUGGCCAAUGAAGAAGUGGUUAUUGACCUCAUUCGAUUAGCUAUUGCCUUGCAGGACAUUGCCAUCAUCAAUGAGGAUAAUCUGCCAAUGUUUAAUCGUUGUGGUGUCAUGGCAUUGGUUGCAGCAUAUCUGAACUUCCUGAGUCAGAUGAUUGCAGUUCCUGCCUUUUGUCAGCAUGUCAGCAAGGUCAUUGAAACCAGAAGUGUGGAAGCAGCUUAUUUUCUACCAGAAACAAUUUUCAAAGAGAAAUGCGAUCUUCCAGCAUCCUUAGAGAAGGAUGAAAAAGAUUUAUUUUUCUUGACCAACAAGAUUGCAGAAUCAUUAGGAGGCAGUGGAUACAAUGUGGAAAGAUUGUCAGUUCCAUAUGUGCCCCAGGUAACAGAUGAGGACAGACUCUCCAGGAGGAAGAGUAUUGUGGACACAGUGUCUCUUCAGGUGGAUAUUCUGUCUGGCAACAACACAGACGAUAAGGAUAAAGUAGCAGCAAAAAAAAUCACCUUUGAAGCUUUGAAGAAAGCCAUUGAAAACAAUGGACUUGAAGAACAGGAAAAGGAAAAAAGGCGUCUUGUAAUUGAAAAGUUCCAAAAAGCACCAUUUGAAGAAAUCGCAGCUCAAUGUGAAACCAAAGCAAACUUGCUUCACGAUAGACUGGCACAGAUACUGGAACUCACCAUCCGUCCUCCACCCAGCCCCUCAGGAACGAUGACCAUUACUGCUGGACAUGCUCAUUACCAUUCUGUUCCAGUCUAUGAGAUGAAGUUUCCAGAUCUUUGUGUGUAUUAAGUGUCUUCUGAAGUCUGCUGGACAUUAUUUAGAGUAGAGUACAAUAGAAAGAACAAGAUGAGUUUUCAAAUUUUAUUGUUCAUUGUAUCUAACUUUAAUAUAAUGAUGGACAUGAGCCAAAUACAGAUUAUUUUAGCCAAAUUCAUGAAACUGUUGAAUUGUUUUAUUCUGUAAUAUACUUUGAGUUAGAUUUUUCACAUACCAUGUUUCUUCAUUUUCAUAUUUGAGUACAUGUAAAAGUCAGAUUUAAAAUUUGUCUUGCUACAUAGGUAAAUAUUUCAGUUACUCUAGGAAUUUGUAUUGCUUCAGAUUCCUUUAAUUUGAGAUAUUGUAACUGAAAAGCCUAUUAAAGCCUUCUUUUUUUGUUUGG